This is a messenger RNA of Ricinus communis (castor bean), 4233 nucleotides long. Its product is annotated as probable LRR receptor-like serine/threonine-protein kinase At1g05700. Gene Ontology annotation, molecular function: protein kinase activity; ATP binding; hydrolase activity, acting on ester bonds. Gene Ontology annotation, biological process: protein phosphorylation. The record is from RefSeq and is a predicted model, not a curated record. The transcript has 19 exons. NCBI's taxonomy places the organism in Eukaryota, Viridiplantae, Streptophyta, Magnoliopsida, Malpighiales, Euphorbiaceae.
UUCAUGUACUUUUGGUGUCAUUUCAAGUCUCUCUUUUGCAAGCACUGCAACCUUAUCUGGUUACAAAUUCUCUUCUUACAAAUUUUCUUCUUUCCCGAAGAAGAUGAUGGUUGUGAAAUCCAAAGGAAUACGGGCUUGUAGUUCUUUUAUGAGGUUUAUCUUGCUUGUAGUAGUAUAUGCUAUUUGCUUAGAAACAAAUGUCAUGGCAUCUGGUUCUUCAAGAUUUAGGAAUUCUGAGGCUAAAUCUAUCGUUCAAAUGCAUACUAGAAGGAAACUAGAUGAUAUAGCUGGCUCCAUAAACAUUGAUUGUGGACUAUCAGAAGAUUCCAGCUCUACCGAAGUAAAAACUGGCAUGCAUUACAUUUCAGAUACGUUAUAUACUAAUACAGGAGUGAAUAAGAAAAUAUCUUCAAACUUCAGUUCUGAUGCACAAUUUCCAGUAUCCCUGAUGACUGUCAGAAGUUUUUCUCAAGGAAUCAGAAACUGCUAUACCCUGAGACCACCAGAAGGCAAAGCUAGUAUCUACUUGAUUAGAGCAUCCUUCAUGUAUGGAAAUUAUGAUAAUCUGAAUCAAUUGCCACAAUUCAGUUUAUAUCUUGGAGUUAAUUUGUGGGAUACGGUGAAGUUUGAUAAUGCGUCUCAUGUGGUAAUUAAGGAGAUCAUACAUGUCCCAGCGUUGAAUGACAUAUAUGUCUGUCUCCUAAAUACUGGCUCAGGAACCCCUUUCAUAUCAGCUCUCGAGCUAAGGCAUUUCCAUAACUCCACUUACAGAACUGAAUCCGGAUCAUUAGUUCUAUUCCAGCGAUUGGAUUUUGGCUCGACAACUAAUGAGAUAGUAAGGUACCAUGAUGAUGCUUACGAUCGUAUAUGGUUUCCUUAUAACUGCCCUCAAUAUGCUGCAUUGAGUACUUCCUUUGCAGUUGAUUCCCUUAAGACCACCGACUUCAAUUUACCUUCAAAGGUGAUGCAAACUGCUGUCGAGCCAAUGAAUGCUAAUGAAUCACUAAAUUUCGAGUUUGACAUUGGCACUCCGAAUAUGAAUUUCUACAUUUACAUGCACUUCGCUGAAGUUGAAAGUAUUCAAAGAAAUCAAUAUAGAGGAUUCAACAUUGCAUUGAAUGGUAAGCUGUUCAAUGAAGGAGUUGUUUUGAAGUACCUGCAGUCGAUGACUAUAUCCACCAUGCAGCCAAUGAGAGGAGCCAAGAUUAGCAUCUCUCUUAAUAAGCUGCCAAAUUCUACCCUUCCUCCAAUUCUGAAUGCAAUGGAAAUAUAUCUGAUGAACGAAUUCUGGCAGCAACCUACAUACCAAGAAGACGCUAACUCUAUUGAGGACAUCAUGUCGAGCUAUAAUGUCGGUAAAGGCUGGCAAGGAGAUCCAUGUCUGCCUGCUCCAGCUUGGGAUGGCCUAAAUUGCAGCGACAAUGGCUAUGAUCCUCCAAGAAUUAUCUCUUUGAAUUUAUCAUCAAUUGGAAUAACAGGGCAGAUAUCUUCUUCAUUAUCCAAUCUGAAGUUCUUGCAGCACCUCGACCUGUCAAACAAUAGCCUAACAGGAGCAGUGCCUGAAUUUCUGUCACAACUGCCAGAUUUAAAGAUUCUGAAUUUAGGAGGAAACAAACUCUCUGGUUCGAUUCCUUCAGCUCUAAUGGAAAAAUCCAACAAUCAGUCAGUAUUAUUAAGAUUGGACGGGAAUCCCGAGCUUUGUCUGUUGUCCACAUGCGAAAAGGAGAAGAAAAGUGUUUUUGUUCCAAUAGUUGCAACCGUGGUUCCACUAGCAGCCAUCUUCCUGGCACUGAUUAUCCUGUGGAGAUACAAAAGGAGAAAAGUUCCGCGAAGGUCUGUCAACUCCCAGAAAGAAGAAGGAUCAUCCUUAAAGUCGGACAAAAGACAAUUCACAUAUGCUAAGAUUGUCAGAAUUACCAACAAUUUUAGCACAGUUAUUGGGAAGGGAGGAUUUGGAACAGUUUAUCAUGGCCACUUGACUGAUGGAACCCAAGUUGCUGUCAAAAUGCUAUCCGCAACAUCAGCUCAGGGGUCUAAUCAAUUUAGAACUGAGAUUGAACUUUUAAUAUUAGUGUAUCACAGAAACUUGGUGGCACUCAUUGGUUACUGUGAUGAGCAAGAAAAUAUGGCACUCGUUUAUGAAUACAUGGCAAAUGGAAACUUGCGACGGCAUUUAUGAGAUUCAAGCACCAGUAUCUUGAGCUGGAGGAAUAGACUGAGAAUUGCACUAGAUGCAGCGCAGGGUUUGGAGUACUUGCAUAAUGGUUGCCGACCACCAAUAAUCCAUAGAGAUUUGAAAACUGCAAACAUCUUAUUGGACGAUAACCUAUUAGCCAAGAUAUCUGAUUUUGGGUUGUCUAGAGUUUUCGCAACUGAGAGAGACACUCAUGUAAAAACCUGUCCUGCUGGCACAUUUGGAUAUGUCGAUCCUGAAUUUUAUGCAUCAGGAAACUUAAAUAAGAAAAGUGAUGUUUACAGCUUUGGAGUAAUUCCAUUGGAGCUACUUACUGGCAAGCCUGUGGUAUUAAGAGACCAAGAGUACAGCACUCACACAGUUCAAUGGGUUGGCCCUCUAAUUGAAAGUGGGGAUAUUACUGCUAUCAUAGAUCCAAGGUUACAAGGUGAAUUCAACACUAAUUCUGCUUGUAAAACUGUGGAGAUAGCUAUGUCUUGUGUACCGCCAACUUCAGCACAAAGGCCAGACAUUAAUCAUGUACUAGCAGAACUAAAGGAAUGCUGGGAUGUGGAGAUGGUAUCUGAAAGACCUGAAAGGACACAAAACAUCACCAUGGCUUUGAGUAAUUCACUUGAGAUGAGCUUCCCUAGUGCUAGAUCUGCCUGGAAAACCGUAGAGAUUGCGUUGUCCUGUGUACCGAACUCUGCGAUCCAGAGACCAGACAUGAGUCAAGCGCUGGCUGAAUUGCAAGAAUGCUUGGCUACAGCAAUGGCUACCUGGGGCCUGAUACUGAUAUCAAUCCCAGUGCUAGAACAAAACACAAUUUGUUAUAGCAAAAUGGAUCUCAGCUCUAGAACAGCGAUCUUAGUUUUUGCUUUAGCUUUUGCAUUUCUAGAUGGCGGGUAUGCACAAGAUACUCUUGUUCCUGCCAUCAUUACAUUUGGUGAUUCAGCUGUAGAUGUUGGCAACAAUGACUAUCUCCCAACAAUUUACAAGGCCAAUUACCCUCCCUAUGGAAGGGAUUUUGUCAACCAUAAGCCUACAGGGAGAUUCUGCAAUGGGAAAUUAGCCACAGAUAUUACUGCUGAGACUCUUGGAUUCAAAACUUAUGCACCAGCAUAUCUUAGCCCAGAUGCAUCAGGAAAAAACCUUCUUAUUGGAGCUAACUUUGCAUCAGCUGCAUCAGGCUAUGAUGAAAAAGCUGCCAUGUUAAAUCAUGCAAUUCCAUUGUCUCAACAGUUGCAAUAUUUUAGGGAAUACCAGAGUAAGCUCGCCAAGGUUGCUGGUAGCAGCAAAUCAGCGUCGAUUGUCAAGGAUGCACUCUACUUAUUGAGUGCAGGAAGUAGUGAUUUCCUCCAGAAUUACUAUGUAAAUCCCUGGAUUAAUAAACUCUAUACUCCUGAUCAGUAUGGCUCAUUCCUCGUCAGUUCAUUCUCAAGCUUUGUUAAGGAUUUGUAUGGCUUGGGGGCAAGGAGAAUUGGAGUAACUUCACUCCCACCAUUGGGUUGCCUUCCUGCAGCUCGCACCAUAUUUGGAUUUCACGAGAGUGGAUGUGUUUCCAGGAUCAAUACAGAUGCCCAGCAAUUUAACAAGAAGGUCAACUCAGCUGCUACAAAUCUCCAAAAGCAGCUUCCUGGUCUUAAGAUUGUUGUCUUUGACAUCUUCAAGCCACUCUACGACCUUGUUAAAUCCCCAUCAAAUUAUGGUUUUGUGGAAGCAGCAAGAGGUUGUUGUGGGACAGGAACAGUAGAAACAACAUCAUUGUUGUGCAAUCCAAAGUCUCCAGGCACGUGUUCCAAUGCAACCCAGUAUGUGUUUUGGGACAGUGUUCAUCCUUCUCAGGCUGCUAAUCAGGUUCUUGCAGAUGCAUUGAUUACUCAAGGCUUCGCCCUCCUUUGAUUUCUUAGUACUUAUAAGUGUAAAAAUGUCCGUCCAGUGUGCUAUCACCUUUCAAUUUCAGUCUUAAUCAAAACAUUAUUGAAAGAGUUUGUCUUGAUUUUUAUGUAGCUAAGAAAAGAAAUAUCAUUUUCUAUUAAUAAUGAGAAGUUCAUUGCAAA